Molecule: messenger RNA, 894 nt
Organism: Paramecium octaurelia
Lineage: Eukaryota; Ciliophora; Oligohymenophorea; Peniculida; Parameciidae
Source: the annotation of a GenBank genome assembly
GAUUAAUGGAAGAAUAAUAAUAACAAAACUAUAGUGACUUGGUGAAUCAAGAAAUCUAAUAGUAAAAUAAGCCCAUCAAAUGGGAAGUAGAAGGGAAGAUGCCCCAAACAAGAGUGGGACAGAUGAAAAAAGAAGCCGUCUACAUUUUCUGGUUCGAAUUCUUAGGCACAUUCAUGCUAACCUUUUCCAUCUAUGCCAGCAAGUAAAGUCAUUAUAAUACUUCAAGCAAUAACCUAUUCGUUUUCAGUUGUGCAUAUGGAAUGUUAAUUCUGGUCGCCCAAAAUCAGAAGUGCUCAUUCAAUCCUGCAAUUACCACUGUCUUAUCUGCCAAUGACAAGGGUCUAUGGGUAUCAGUGGCUAUUGCCAGCUAAUUUGGUGGAGCAUUUUUGGCUAGCAUGCUUGGUUUCUUUUGCUUUAAGAAUUAGUAAAAAUUUUGUAGAUUUUGUUCUAGUGUAAAUGAUGUUCCAUAUUUGUCUUAAACUACAUUCGAGGAAUAUUUCGCAGUCAUAAUAGGAGAGGUCUUAGGCUCACUUAUACUGACUGCUGGCUUUUUGUUUUAGUAUGAUGACUUGAUGGAUUUCACAAGCGAUAGAUUAGAACAUAGUAUUAUAAUCAGUGGAUUAUAUGGAGUUGGCAGAACUCUUAGUUAUGUUGCCAAAAGCAGUCUGAAUCCAGCUAUUGCUAUGGGGUAUAUAUUGGGAUAAAAAUUUAGAUUAGUAUUUUUUGAGUGUUGUAAAGAUGGCCAUUGGGCUAGAUUUUGGAAUCUGUGGAUUUAUGCAGGAUUACCAUUUGUUGGAGCUUUCAUCUCAUUGACAUUGAUUAGAAUAUUAUACAAGGAUUGUUAUGAGAAAUAGAUUAAGGCCGGUUUAAAAUAAUGAAUGAUAAGUGUUUGAC